GUUAAUUAUUUAUGUUGCGCGCAUUGUGUGCAUAUCAAUAAAUUACUUUUCGAUUCCAAGAAGGAAAAAAACACUACAAACAAAAGCAUAACGAACGCGCAGAAACAAAAACAAUUGAAGAAUUAAUCGUUAGUUGUAAUACAUUUAGUGUUUCCCGUUGUGUUGUAAGCGUAUGAAUCACAUUAUCAAGAAUGAUAACUAACAAUGUGGUGAUUAAUAUUAUCGUCCGAGUGUGUAAAUAAACAAAUCGCAAGAUAAAAAGCGCAAGCGAAAGCGAAUUUCAACACACGCGGGUAUAAAACGAAUUUUGAGGGCUUUUGAGAAUGUUUAAUAUUGAUUCGUGAUUACGAAAAAUCGUGGCAUUGACACACUAUUACGUCUCUGCACCGCUCGUGCGGAUGUCGAUUAUUUAUAACAAAAAGCAAACGAAAGUAAUAUCAGCGCACAGUCGUCGGCGGUUGUUGUAUGAAGUGUGCGCGCGCGUGUGCUGCUACCGGCCUACUUUCAAACUCGACCGUCUUUUGUUGCAAACAAUUGCAAACCGCCAAUUCAAACUUCCGUGUGUUGCGGCGCAAAUAAUCGCAUUAUCGGAAAAUGUAAAAAAUUCCAGCGCGCAUCGCCAUGGAUAAAGACAAAGUCUACCACACGGAUCUGAGUUAUCCCAUUGACGAGGAGCCGAAAUGCCUCGUCUACAGGGUGUUCGGGCAAGUGCCAGCGCGUCUUGUCCUCUACAUGUUAUCCUGGUCGGGGUUCCUCGUCUCCUUCAUGAUGCGCACCGAUAUUAAUCUGGCGAUUGUCGCCAUGGUACGCGAACCAGAACGGCCGCAUUUCAAUGGUACCCUUGGGGAACGCUACUGUUACGAUACGGAUACUUCAGUGGAGGAUGAAAUGACACCUGUUACGGAUUAUGGUGGGAGUUUGGAUUGGAACGCUGAUGUCCAAUCCUAUGUGCUGGCAUCAUUCUACUGGGCUUACAUUGUAUCCCAGGUGGUCGGUGGGCUGGCAACGCAGAAACUCGGGACCAAGCGUGUGUUUGGUUACGCGCAACUCGUCACAGCUCUCUGCAGCCUAUCCAUCCCAUGGGCGAGUGAGACGCACUACGCAAUCGUGAUAUUCCUACGAAGUGUUCAAGGUUUUGCUUCGGGGUUGACCUGGCCGGCGAUGUACGCGCUCGUCGGACAUUGGAUUCCUGUCUCUGAAAGAUCCAGAUUCAUGUCAUCCUUCCAAGGAUUCAGUAUUGGUAUCGGGAUUACUUACCCGUUAUGCGGUUUUCUCAUCGCUUCCCUUGGUUGGCGUUCGGUAUUCUAUACAACUGGUAGUAUUGGUGUGUUAUGGUGCAUGGUCUGGUACCUGCUUGCCUUUGACAGUCCGGAAACACAUCCGAGGAUUUCUCUGAGUGAACAGCAGUACAUAAAAGAGAAUACCAUCAAUACCUAUGAAGCCUCCCGAGCGAAAACUGUACCAUGGUUGAAAAUAUUCACAUCCUUACCUGCCUGGGCCAUUGGUAUUACUACGUUCGGCCGAAUCUGGGUGCAUUACACGUUUAUCAUCCCCGGCCCGCAGUAUAUGAAAACCGUGCUGGGAUUCAGUAUUGAGAAGAAUGGUGUGCUCAGCGGUGCGCCGUUCAUCUGUUCAUACCUCGCUUCGGUUGUGUUCUGCUACGUUGCGGAUAAAUUAGUAACCAACAACUGGAUGUCACUUACUAAUGUGCGCAAACUCUUCACUGCACUAGCUCAGGUGCUGCCUGGAGUGCUGGUAUUCCUCAUUCCAUACCUCGGCUGCGAUAUUACCUUAAUCUUGGUGUUGUGGUUCAUCGCCGUGACGAUGAUCACUGCAGCAUAUGCAGGAGCAAUGGCGAAUGUGGUCGACAUCGCGCCGAACUUCGCCGGGCCAGUAUUAGCAUUCGCGCAGACCAUUCACAUGACGGCGAGUUUCCUCAGCCCCCAAGCGGCGUUGUACAUAACCAAAGACGGACAUACCCUGGCAGCAUGGCGGACGGUGUUCAAUGUCACUGCAAUCGUCGCCAUUUCCACCUAUCUCUUCUAUCAAGUGUUUGGAACCGGUGAUGUGCAGUCGUGGAAUGAUUCCGAGCCGGCAUUGAGCAGCACCGAGCAGGAACUGAUGCUUGAUAAGGAUAUAUCCAGCGUGGAAGUGUCACCGGCGAAGACCGACAAGAUGGCGAACGGAAACGCGAACACCAAUAACAGUAGUGGUGAAGUAAUCGCCUGAAUCUAGGCAAACAAUAUGACAAUAUAUCCACGAGAUGGAGUAAAACACAUAAGACGAGCGCGUUUCACACAGUCAUUGAGACGCCUCGUCGAUGAUCAUGCAUUCCAAGCAUAUGGAUGCGAGUAUUUGUUUUCUACAAUUAAUUCUAGCUAGGAUUUUGUCCCUCUAAAUGAAUCAAAAUCUAAUUAUUAACUUAACAAAACUACGUAGGUAUUACAAAUUACAAAAUGUGAGUGCAAUGAGUGAAUAUUCAAAGUGAGUUGAGUUUGAAUUCGUUUGCAAGGAUAACAACUGCUGGAUUCGGUUGUUCCCUUUCACCCGCACACACACACACAAUGACUUUAUUCACACGUUUCACUUGUACCUCAAAUAUUUUUAUAUAAAAUCAUCAACUAGAUGUGAAAUAAAGGCGCUAGGACGCAUUGUUGUUACGCAGAAA
This is a messenger RNA of Dalotia coriaria, 2668 nucleotides long. RefSeq names its product Major Facilitator Superfamily Transporter 17 (gene MFS17). NCBI's taxonomy places the organism in Eukaryota, Metazoa, Arthropoda, Insecta, Coleoptera, Staphylinidae. The transcript is spliced from 3 exons. Gene Ontology annotation, cellular component: membrane. The record is from RefSeq and is a predicted model, not a curated record. Gene Ontology annotation, molecular function: transmembrane transporter activity. Gene Ontology annotation, biological process: monoatomic anion transport; transmembrane transport. Bases 622 to 2229 code for a protein of 535 amino acids.